Messenger RNA from Sciurus carolinensis (gray squirrel), 5261 nucleotides. RefSeq names its product integrin subunit beta 3 (gene Itgb3). The coding region runs from base 113 to 2491 and encodes 792 amino acids. NCBI's taxonomy places the organism in Eukaryota, Metazoa, Chordata, Mammalia, Rodentia, Sciuridae. Gene Ontology annotation, biological process: cell-matrix adhesion; cell migration; integrin-mediated signaling pathway. The transcript has 15 exons. The record is from RefSeq and is a predicted model, not a curated record. Gene Ontology annotation, molecular function: fibrinogen binding; integrin binding; fibronectin binding. Gene Ontology annotation, cellular component: cell surface; integrin complex; focal adhesion.
CCCGCCCCAUUGCGUCCCACCCACCGCGUCCCCUCCCCUCUAGCUGCGGGAAAAGCGGCCGCGGACGCGCGUCUAGCUGUGGGGCGGGCGGAGCGCGGCGGCGGAGGACACCAUGAGAGCGCGGCGGGGGCCUUGGCCCUGGCCGCUCUGGGCAGCUCUGCUGGCGCUGGGGGCGCUGGCGGGCGUCGGCGCGGGGGUCGGAGGGCCCAAUAUCUGUACCACAAGAGGGGUGAGCUCCUGCCAGCAAUGUCUGGCUGUGAGUCCUGUGUGUGCCUGGUGCUCCGAUGAGGCCCUGCCUCUGGGCUCACCCCGCUGUGACCUGAAGGAGAAUCUGCUGAAGGAUAACUGUGCCCUAGAGUCCAUCGAGUUUCCCGUCAGUGAGGCCCAAAUCCUGGAGGCCAGACCUCUUAGUGACAAGGGUUCCGGAGAUGGCUCCCAGGUUACUCAAGUCAGUCCCCAGAGGAUUGCUCUCCGGCUACGGCCAGAUGACUCGAAGAAGUUCUCCAUCCAAGUGCGGCAGGUGGAGGAUUACCCUGUAGACAUCUAUUACCUAAUGGACCUGUCUUACUCCAUGAAGGAUGAUCUGUGGAGCAUCCAGAACCUGGGUACCAAGCUGGCCUCCCAAAUGCGCAAGCUCACCAGUAACCUGCGGAUUGGCUUUGGGGCCUUUGUGGACAAGCCUGUGUCACCAUACAUGUACAUCUCCCCACCAGAGGCACUCAAAAAUCCCUGUUAUGAUAUGAAGAAUGCCUGUUUGCCUAUGUUUGGCUACAAACACGUGCUGACACUGACAGACCAGGUGACUCGCUUCAAUGAGGAAGUGAAGAAGCAGAGUGUGUCACGGAACCGGGAUGCCCCAGAGGGUGGCUUUGAUGCCAUCAUGCAGGCUACAGUUUGUGAUGAAAAAAUUGGCUGGAGGAAUGAUGCAUCUCAUUUACUGGUUUUUACCACUGAUGCCAAGACCCAUAUAGCAUUGGAUGGAAGACUGGCAGGCAUUGUCCAGCCCAAUGAUGGGCAAUGUCAUGUUGGCCCUGACAACCGUUACUCUGCCUCCACUACCAUGGAUUAUCCCUCUCUGGGACUGAUGACUGAGAAACUAUCUGAGAAAAAUAUCAAUUUGAUUUUUGCAGUGACUGAAAAUGUAGUCAAUCUCUACCAGAACUACAGUGAGCUCAUCCCAGGGACCACAGUGGGGGUUCUGUCCACUGAUUCCAGCAAUGUCCUCCAGCUCAUUGUUGAUGCUUACGGGAAAAUACGCUCUAAAGUAGAGCUGGAAGUGCGAGACCUCCCUGAGGAAUUGUCUCUGUCCUUCAAUGCCACCUGCCUCAAUAAUGAGGUCAUCCCAGGCCUCAAGUCUUGUGUGGGACUCAAGAUUGGAGAUACGGUGAGCUUCAGCAUUGAGGCCAAGGUGCGCGGCUGCCCCCAGGAAAAGGAGAAGUCCUUUACCAUAAAGCCUGUGGGCUUCAAGGACAGCCUCACUGUCCAGGUCACCUUCGACUGCGACUGCACCUGCCAGGCCCACGCCGAGCCUUACAGCCGCCGCUGCAACGAUGGCAAUGGGACCUUCGAGUGUGGGGUGUGCCGCUGUGGGCCCGGUUGGCUCGGGUCCCACUGCGAGUGCUCAGAAGAGGACUACCGCCCGUCUCAGCAGGAUGAGUGCAGCCCCAAGGAGGGCCAGCCCGUCUGCAGCCAGAGGGGCGAGUGCCUCUGUGGCCAGUGCGUCUGCCACAGCAGUGACUUUGGCAAGAUCACCGGCAAAUACUGCGAAUGCGACGAUUUCUCCUGUGUCCGCUACAAGGGGGAGAUGUGCUCAGGGCAUGGCCAGUGCAGCUGUGGGGACUGCCUGUGUGACUCCGACUGGACUGGCUACUACUGCAACUGCACCACACGCACCGACACCUGCAUGUCCAGCAAUGGGCUGCUGUGUAGCGGCCGGGGCAAGUGUGAAUGUGGCAGCUGCAUCUGCAUCCAGCCAGGCUCCUAUGGGGACACUUGUGAGAAAUGUCCCACUUGCCCGGAUGCCUGCACCUUUAAGAAGGAGUGUGUGGAGUGUAAGAAGUUUGACCGGGGAGUCCUUCAUGAGGAAAACACCUGUACCCGUUACUGCCGUGACGAGAUCGAGUCUGUGAAAGAGCUUAAGGACACUGGCAAGGAUGCAGUGAACUGCACCUACAAGAAUGAGGAGGACUGCGUUGUCAGAUUCCAGUACUAUGAAGAUGCUAGUGGGAAGUCCAUCCUGUAUGUGGUGGAAGAGCCAGAGUGUCCCAAGGGUCCUGACAUCCUUGUGGUCCUGCUCUCAGUGAUGGGGGCUAUUCUGCUCAUCGGCCUCGCAACUCUGCUCAUCUGGAAGCUCCUCAUCACCAUCCAUGACCGGAAAGAGUUUGCUAAAUUUGAGGAAGAACGAGCCAGAGCAAAAUGGGACACAGCCAACAACCCGCUGUAUAAAGAGGCCACGUCCACCUUCACCAAUAUCACCUACCGGGGCACUUAAUGACAAGAGGUCAUCAUCAGAUCAUCAUCAGACUAUGCCAGAUGAUGGGCAUCUCUGCCGUCAUGUUUACAGAGGACAGCAUUUGUGGGGCGGGAUUUGGGCUUAGAGUGGGGUGGGCUGGGAGGAUGUCAGUAUUUGGAAGUAUGUGUGUGUCUGUGUGUGUGUCUGUGUGUGUGUGUGUGUAACACGUGGGGGAAAGUUUAAUUUAAAAUUUGUGAUGUGUCCCCAGAGCACAGCUCCUCAGCCUUUGUUCUCAGAUGCCUCCUGCAGGCACGAGUCCUGCUUGGCCUGAGGGUGGCAUGGAGCUGAGGAGGUGUUCUUCAUUACCUCAGUGAGAAGCCAGCUUUCCUUAUCAGGCCAUUCUCCUUAAAGGAAAGGGCAGCGCCGAGGCUUCUCAUUUCAGAGAAAAGGAUGCCAAGCCUGGCUCAGUCCUGAGCUUGUAAGUUUAUGGCUGUCGGGCCUGACUCUCAGGAACUGUGGGGCUGUGCAGCCCGGUUUUGUCAUCUGUUUCUGCUUCCUUCCCUUUCCCUCGGGAGUCAGGGGAGAGCUUCCUGUGCCUUUUGCUACCAUCUGAGUCCAGCUAUGGUUCUCUUGUCAGGGAAGUCCUUGCCACCUAAUAUACACUGAUCUGAUGGGCGUGAGGAAGGCAGGGCCACUCAGGGGUCCUGCAUGGCGCCGGGUGUGCCAGCUUCCCCCAGUUCAUAGUCACAGCCCUUUAGAUUUGCCUCCCUGGCAACUCUACCCUGGAGGUUUGGUCACAGUGUCAUCCUUAGACCAGCACCUUCUCUUUCCCUCCCAUUUCCACACCCUUGCUGCUGUAGACAUUUGCUGCAUACUGGGAAUUUCUCUUUGGACCAAUUGCUUUUCUUCCAAGGGAGGGUGCUGUGGUUAGCACCAGAGUCUGGUCCUCCCCUUCAGACUUCUUCGCAUGUCCGAGGCACCUCCUCAACCUAAGCCUGGGCCUCUGUGUGCUACAUCCAUCCAUGGGGUGACUGCGUUUACCUACCUCCUGGGGGUCUUGUGCAGGAGUCAUUCCCAUGAGUCUGUUGACUGUAAGUGCCAGGAUGCAGCCAUGGACCAGUUGGGUCAGCAUGUGUGGCCUCUCUUUCUAUGGGCAGGACAACCUCGUAUUAACUCAGUCUUUAAUUUGAGAGGCCACAAGUGCAAUUUUAUUUUUUUUUUCUCUCGGGAGCACCUGAAACCAUGAUGAGGUUUGCUUACUCUAAAGGAACAUGUAUAUAAACACACUUUAUAUUUGUAAUUUUAUUUGAUGACAAAGGAAAGCAUAAAAAGCCAUGCCGACGGGGGUGCAAAACGGGCACUCCCAUUUGGCAUCAUUCAUGGUAAGUUGCUGCCCAGUUGCUGGGUCUCUAAGGGGCUUUUGAUGCGUGGGAGCCUGUGCGGAUGGAUGUAUGGACAUGCUGGACCUUUCCUGAGGGGGAUGGACUGUUCUUUUGUCCCAGCAAGAGCAAGAGCAAUUGCUCCACUGGUGACUUUCAUCCCAUAUUAAAAACCCGUCUCACCGCCCUCAGAAAAGGAAAGAUCUGUGUAAGGAGAAAAAUCUGAGUCCUGUGUUCGGUGUCACAGCCAAGGAAUCUUUAAUGCUAAUUAGGGCAAGUCAUUUUCUUCUUCCUGGGGCUCAGUUCUCUAGUUGUAAAAAGUAUGGACUUGGACGAGCCAAUCUUGAAGGUCAAAUUUAACAUUCUAAGAUGCUGGAAGCUCAAUGGCAUCAAACAUGAAGUCAAGAUUCUGUGGGGGUGGGAUGGGGCUGGGGUGCAGUUCAGUGGUAGAACCCUUGCCUAGCAUGUGUGAGACCCUGGGUUUGAUGCCAAGCACUGCAUAAAAAUAAAAUCCUGUGGGAUAUUGCUAGUGUUUGCUUUUUAGCUGGAAAAUCUGAGAGCUCUGGCUUUGGCAAGAGCAGAUGCCAUUCCCUGCCAUUCCCUAUCAUUCUUCUCAAGGAGAAUCUCAUCCUCAUCCUAUCCUAUCUCAGAACCCCUUCUCCAACUUUUGUUAGCAGGUAUAUCUCCUGAUGUAGCACUUAAGUUCCACUUAGUUAUUAUGUCUUAGUUAUUUGUGUAUAUUCAAGUCAAUAAGAAAUAGCUGAUUCAGUUGUUAACACUGAGAAUAAGCCUUGAAAUUACAAAUGAGGCUAAUGACUGAGCCCUGUCUCACCUGCACAUUACCCUUACAGUAGGAGAUGGGAAUGUGCGGAAGAACAAAUAACAGAAGGAGAAGGAUGAUCACAAAUCCAAGAAGUUCAGAAGCUAAUUGUAACCUUUGGCUAUCAAGACAGAGUCCAUCAGAGUAGUAGUGGGACAUUUUCUUUCGAUAAGAUGAUUUACAUCAAGAAACUCUAUGGAAGGAAGAAGACAGUGUAUCCCAAGGAUGAAAAAAAUCAUGAAAUCUUAUGUGAGCUUCUGGGAUGAGGCUUAUAGGCCUUGAAGACCAGUGUUGCUUGUUUGCCUGAUAGAUAACAGAGGUUAGUUUUGGCAUAGAGUGAACAUUUAAAUCGUAUUUUGGCAUCAGCAACACAGCACAAAGGGAUUUUGCCCAGCUCUUUUGGGAAUAAUUUUAUGUCCAGUCUCAGGGUCUGUGGACAAGAGUUGGGAAACCUAACAUUCCUGACAAGUUGCUGUAUCAGGAGUCAGAUCUUUACCUCUCAGUCAUUCUUGGACUGUCCAGACACUUCUCUUUGUUAAAUAUUCCUGAAAUUACUUAAGUGCCUUCCUGACCACCUCCUCUGAGUUGUGCAACAGUGAAUUAAAUGUGU